CACGAUUAGUAAAUUUGUCGUAGUACAGUAUCGCAAUUUAAUUUUUUAUGAACAAUGCAAUUUCAUGACUAUUAGUCUACUAGGUUAAUUUUAUAUCAAUAUUUGCCAGAUAAAUGACGCUCUAUUUUGAUUAUCGAGUAAAGAUAGAAGAUAUAAGCUCUACUACAACUGCAGUGGAAUGGCAUCCACAACACCCUUUCUUAGCCAUUGCAUCCUACAGUAUUGAGCAGGGUGGCUGUGUCAAUAUAUGCAAUGAUCAAGGAGAGAUAGUGCCAGAUGUGCAGCCAGUGUGCGUACCGUCGUGCCAGGCACUGGGACUUGCGUGGCACCCAGUACGCAAGACUCUGGUGGCUGGAUGGGAAGACGGAAGUCUCCGUGUGUGGAAUGGAGAGAGAGACUUUGCGGCGAUGUCGUCGCCUCACACCACACCCGUCCUGGUGCUCAAAUGGAGCAAGAUGGGCGGACGGCUGGUCUCUGUGGAUGCGAGUGGACUCAUGGUGGGUUGGAGACUAGAUUCACGUUGUCAGCUGCAGUCAGUCUAUCAGUUGGCGUUACCUAGCAUUCCUUGUGAUGCUGUUUUCCGAGUUUCUCGUCCUGGACCAGACCUGUCGGGAUUGGCACGGAGAGCUGUUGCUGGAGAUCAGAUGGCAUUGGACAUGUUCAGUGCUUGGAGGCCACGCACAGCUGGCAGACAUGUGUCUGUACAUCAGGACAACUUGGCGCUCUACGUGGCUACUGCCCAAGGAAUUGUCUUGUACGUCAAUGAAACGGGCAAAGGCCAGGAAGUGUUACAGUUGCCAGGGAGAAUUGAGAAAUUGCUGUACCACGACUCCGAGGACGGCCUGAUAGUUGUGGGCCUGGGACUCAACCUCAGUUACUACUCGGCUGAAUCCAACGGAACCUUGAGUGAAGUCACAACGGUCAAGUUGAGUGGUAGUGGCAAUGUUGUAGUGUGGGCUGGGAACAACACAGUGGCUUGUACUGUCAGUGACACAACAGUAAGAUGCUGGGAGCCUCAUACAGGGGAGACUUAUGUUCUCAGUGCUCAACUACCAGACGUCACAGUACAGACAAUCACCAGUCUGGCAUACAGUCCCAGUAAAGGGGAGACUUAUGUUCUCAGUGCUCAACUACCAGACGUCACAGUGCAGACAAUCACCAGUCUGGCAUACAGUCCCAGUAAAGUGCUCAACUACCAGAUGUCACAGUGCAGACAAUCACCAGUCUGGCAUACAGUCCCAGUAAAGGUGAGUGACAUUGGCAAUGUUGUAGUGUGGGCUGGGAACAACACAGUGGCUUGCACUGUCAGUGACACAACAGUAAGAUGCUGGGAGCCUCAUACAGGGGAGACUUAUGUUCUCAGUGCUCAACUACCAGACGUCACAGUGCAGACAAUCACCAGUCUGGCAUACAGUCCCAGUAAAGUGCUCAACUACCAGACGUCACAGUGCAGACAAUCACCAGUCUGGCAUACAGUGCCAGUAAAGGUAAGUGGUAGUGGCAAUGUUGUAGUGUGGGCUGGGAACAACACAGUGGCUUGCACUGUCAGUGACACAACAGUAAGAUGCUGGGAGCCUCAUACAGGGGAGACUUAUGUUCUCAGUGCUCAACUACCAGAUGUCACAGUGCAGACAAUCACCAGUCUGGCAUACAGUCCCAGUAAAGUGUGGGCUGGGAACAACACAGUGGCUUGCACUGUCAGUGACACAACAGUAAGAUGCUGGGAACCUCAUACAGGGGAGACUUAUGUUCUCAGUGCUCAACUACCAGACGUCACAGUACAGACAAUCACCAGUCUGGCAUACAGUCCCAGUAAAGUGCUCAACUACCAGAUGUCACAGUGCAGACAAUCACCAGUCUGGCAUACAGUCCCAGUAAAGGUAAGUGGUAGUGGCAAUGUUGUAGUGUGGGCUGGGAACAACACAGUGGCUUGUACUGUCAGUGACACAACAGUAAGAUGCUGGGAACCUCAUACAGGGGAGACUUAUGUUCUCAGUGCUCAACUACCAGAUGUCACAGUGCAGACAAUCACCAGUCUGGCAUACAGUCCCAGUAAAGGGGAGACUUAUGUUCUCAGUGCUCAACUACCAGAUGUCACAGUGCAGACAAUCACCAGUCUGGCAUACAGUCCCAGUAAAGUGCUCAACUACCAGACGUCACAGUACAGACAAUCACCAGUCUGGCAUACAGUCCCAGUAAAGGUGAGUGACAUUGGCAAUGUUGUAGUGUGGGCUGGGAACAACACAGUGGCUUGUACUGUCAGUGACACAACAGUAAGAUGCUGGGAGCCUCAUACAGGGGAGACUUAUGUUCUCAGUGCUCAACUACCAGACGUCACAGUGCAGACAAUCACCAGUCUGGCAUACAGUCCCAGUAAAGGUGUUCUCUGUGGUUGCACUACGGCUGGUAACAUAGUGUUCUGGCGCUACUCAGCCGGGGGAUGGGACCCACUGAGUCCUGCCAAGGUGGCCGGAGUUGCCAAGCUGUGUGCGUGGGGUGGGGGUGGAACCUUGCUGGCCGUCAAUACUUCUGCAAACACCUACGUCAUGAAGGAACACAACCUGUGCGCAGCAUACCAUCGAGGGUUAUCAGUGGUACAAGUGUCAGCGUCACAGCUGACUGUCCAGUCUGGUCCAGACACAGCUGAUCUCAACACAGACCUGCAGGUGUUUGGUGUCUGUUUGUCUAGAGACAAUGCAGCUGUUUGGAGCAGCAAAACUGUGGCUGUUUAUGUUAUCAAUCCUGUCUCUGCCAUCAAUGCUAUGGGGUCAUUCAACUGUGAGGUAGAGUCAGCAGUUAUGUACGAGCAGAGCCUGGUGACCUUGAGUGAUGCCAAGCUACAAGUCCGCACACUUCAGGGAACUGUCAAACAGACACUAGACACCGAGGGACAACCUAUCACCGUCAGCUUGACCAAUCACUACCUGGCUGUGGCCACCAUCAGUGGCUAUAUUCAUCUGUGGGACGUCUCACGCAGAGAGGCAAAGCUACAUGGAAGAGCCAAAGACUUAGCUGACAGCAUAUCAGACUUUGCCGAAGUCAUUUGUGCAAGAGCAAAUGCUAAUGGAACAAGAGUUGCUCUAAGUGUGGCGGGCUCCAAUCUGCUUCCUCUCCCUCAAGUCUAUGUUUGGGAUAUGGAGUCUGACACAAUACUCACUCAUAGUUUUGGUCCUCAAGAUAUGGAAGUGUCGAGGUUUGUUGUCAACUUAUUCUGGGAUUGGGAGGAACCUCGACUUUUGGUGUGUGAGACCAGACGACCCCCGGGACAGACUCAGGUCAACAAUGUGCUGAGAAAAGUAGCCAAUCCUCUGGUCAGCAACAAUGUGUUGGUGAGCCUGAUAGCGUCCAGUGAGCAUGGUUUGUUGUUACAAGACUCUCGAACAACGGACCAAGAGUUUGUCUCUCUUUUGGCUGUGGACACUCCCAACUACAUCGUCUUGAGCAAACCGACCAAUCAACAGAAUAUAUCAGUUGAGAAGAUUCUAAUGCGAGACUUUGAAGGACUGGAGAACUGUGAUGCGGCCACUAGGAGCGCUGUCAUCAAGUUUAGCUUCAGUCUCAUCAUUGGCGACAUUGAUCAUGCGUUCAAAGCCAUCCACAACAUACACAGUGUGCCUGUGUGGACUAACUUGGCGCGCAUGUGUGUGAAGGCCCGUCGUCUGGACGUGGCGCGAGUGUGUCUGGGCAACAUGAAGGAUGCUAGAGGAGUGGCUGCACUGCGCCAAGCUGAAAUACAUCCUGAGAUACAAGCUCGGGUAGCGAUGUUGGCUGUACAUCUGGGAAUGUUGGAGGAGGCGGAGAGGCUGUAUGCAGAGUGUGGCAGAUGGGAUUUGCUAAACAAACUACUACAGACUUGUGGCAAGUGGCCUGACAGUGUCCGAUUGGCAGAGGACAAGGACAGAAUACAUCUACGACACACGUGUCACUGGUACGGGAAACAUUUAGAGACGGAGGGAGAUGUGGAGGCUGCUGCAGAGAUGUACAAGAGAGCCGACACUCACAGACAACAAGUACCUCGGAUGUUGCUGCAUGACUAUACAACUCUGGAGAAAUACAUCACCAAGUCUAGUGACCCAGCACUGAUCAAGUGGUGGGCACAAUACAUGGAGAGCACAGGAGAUAUGGAGUCUGCCAUGAAGCAUUAUACGGAGGCCGGUGAUCAUCUGUCUAUGGUACGAGUCAUGUGUUUCCUGGAGGACUUUGACAGAGCUGCGGAAAUCGCCAACAGUUCUGGAGAUCGAGCAGCCUGUUAUCACCUGGCCAGGCAGUAUGAGAACAUGGGUCGGAUACCUGAGGCUAUCCACUUCUUCACCAGAGCCACAGCCUUCGCCAAUGCCAUCAGGAUCUGUAAGGAGCAAGGUCUGGACCAGCAGCUGUGGACAUUAGCGCAGGGUGCAGGUCGUCGAGAGCAGCUGGAAGUUGCUGGCUACCUCGCUCCCUCCGCCCCAGACAAAGCUGUACAGUUAUACCACCGCGCAGGCAUGUUGCAUCGUGCUCUAGACCUUGCCUUCAGGUAUGAGCAAGUUGAAGCAGUCCAGAUGAUCGCCUCAGAACUCAACUCUGACUCGGACAGUGAACUGUUGGUGAUGUGUGCCCAGUUUUUCAUUGACAAGCAACACUUUGAGAAAGCUGUCAGGCUUCUAGCCAUUGCCAAAAAGUAUGACGAGGCUAUAGCGUUGUGUUCAGAGCACGCUGUGAUCCUGACGGAGGAGUUGGCUGAUGUGCUCACACCUCCCACUAGCACACCUGGCCGUGCUGAACUGCUAGACCUUCUAGCACAAUGUGCAGCUGCUCAAGCCAACUACCAUCUGGCUACCAAGAAAUACACCCAGGCAGGCAAGAAGGUAAAGGCAAUGAAGGCUUUGCUCAAGUCUGGUGACACAGACAAGAUAGUGUUCUUCGCUACAGUGUCCAGACAACAAGAGAUCUACGUGAUGGCUGCUAACUAUCUACAGUCCCUUGACUGGCAAGCUAAACCUGAUCUGCUGAAGAAUAUCAUCACCUUCUACACCAAGGGCAAGGCUCCUCACCUGCUGGCUAACUUCUACAUGGCCUGCGCUCAGGUAGAGGUGGACGAGUAUGGUAACUAUGAGAAGGCGCUGGGAGCUCUGAAUGAAGCCUCCCGCUGUAUCGCCAAAGACGCAGAUCAGUACAGUCAGGUAGCAGAGGCUGUCAGCAACAAGAUAGCACUGGUGAAGAAGUUUCUGGACGUUCGAAGGAUGUUUGAGAGAGGUGAAGGACAAGCAGGACUGGUACAGUGUCAACUGCUACUCAACACUACAUCAGACCUGGUCAGGACAGGGGAUGUGUACAGUCUGAUGAUACAACAUGCCACUAAAGCUGGAGACUGGAAGUCUGCUGCACAAUGGGCUCAUCAGCUACGCAGCGCUCAGCCUCAUCACAAUCUGGCACUGUAUGUGCCUAGAGAUAUUCUUGAAAGACUUGGUCUAGCUACCCAGACUCAAGGCAAAGAAAAAGAAGAAGAAGAUGGGCAGGAAGUGGAAGAAGAAGUAAUUGUCGAUAUGACAUAACCUCCAAAACUUGCACAAAAAUAUCUUUAAGUAUUUUUUUAAAUGAUUCAGGAUUAAUUUUAGGUUAGUAACGCCACACCUUAGUAUCUUGUUAUUUAAAAAGAUCUCAUAAUUUUUCUACUGACUUUUUAGACAAUUUUUCAUUUGAGAACAUAUAAAUAUUGUUUUACUUUUGUUAUGUAUUUCACAUAAGGUACCCUCGGUGAAGUGUCUUUAAGGGAAAUUAAUGGUAUUAUAGUUUCUGUGAUAUGACUAAUUAUGUUUAGGCAGAAGUGUAACACAGCAAGUUUUUGUCAAUUAACUUGUUGCUAUUUAUUAAUUUAUUAUUUAAGAUUAUUAUAUCGUUUAGUUUUAGGAUUAGCACUCAAGGCUUUAAUGUAAACAUCAUUCCGUCCAUAAA
Molecule: messenger RNA, 5931 nt
Organism: Macrosteles quadrilineatus (aster leafhopper)
Lineage: Eukaryota; Metazoa; Arthropoda; Insecta; Hemiptera; Cicadellidae
Product: intraflagellar transport protein 140 homolog
Exons: 34
Coding region: 114-5531 (1805 amino acids)
Biological process (GO): intraciliary retrograde transport
Cellular component (GO): intraciliary transport particle A; ciliary basal body; axoneme
Molecular function (GO): protein binding
Source: RefSeq, a predicted model, not a curated record